Molecule: messenger RNA, 378 nt
Organism: Phytophthora infestans T30-4
Lineage: Eukaryota; Oomycota; Peronosporomycetes; Peronosporales; Peronosporaceae
Exons: 1
Coding region: 1-378 (125 amino acids)
Source: RefSeq, a predicted model, not a curated record
AUGUCGUCUCUGGAGCAGUCCAUGAUGGACCUCGAGCACAUGAGCAACCUCAUGAGCCGCUCGCGCUUCCCCUUCGACAUGGGCAGCGAGAUGCUGGCGGCGCGCAGCAAUGUUGACGACGACGAAUUCUUCCGGGAUCUGCCUGUGCUUUUGCGCGAGCAGAGACCGGCGACGCAGCACCGCGAGGUCGCUACACAGCCGACAGAAAAGGAGACCGAUAACGUAGCGCACGACCCGACUCCGACCCGUGAUAACGACCCGAACAAACAGACCGUCAAGGCCAAGGUCACCACUAGCACAAAGGCAUCGAAACAGUGUCAGAUUCCAAGGACAAUGAACCAUUUUCCCCUUACGAAUGGGUUGACGAUCAUAUUUUAG